This is a messenger RNA of Hyalella azteca, 2455 nucleotides long. RefSeq lists its product as uncharacterized. The transcript is spliced from 5 exons. Lineage: Eukaryota; Metazoa; Arthropoda; Malacostraca; Amphipoda; Hyalellidae. Bases 1583 to 2074 code for a protein of 163 amino acids. The record is from RefSeq and is a predicted model, not a curated record.
CUUAAACGGAGUGACAAUCUUCGCAUCACGCAUGGCUUGAGGGAUGUAACCCUGCUCCCAACCGUGGCGAAGAAGGUCGUGGAGUGGCUGGAGCAGAACUGGUUAGCCGCUUUUCAAUAUUUCCGGAGGAAUUCUGUCGCUCCCAGGUGCUUUGCCGCAGGCAAGGCAGUCCAAGGCUUUACUAAGCUCUUCCACAGCAGGAGGGGUAUCCAAUUCCCCCAUAAUCGGCAGGCCCGGGAUUGAGUCAAGGGCUGUGGCAGUUACUGUAUUCAACUUUGCGUACAGCUCCAGGUAGUGCUCGGUCCAGCGCGGCAUCUGCCCCUCCUGAUCUGCCAGGACUUCACCGGUUUUGGACUUAAGUGGAGCGGUCUUGGACGGGGUUGGUCCUGUGGCCCUAUUUAUACCUUCGUACAUCCCCCUCAAGUUGCCUGCAUCGGCAGCUGACUGAAUGCUGCUACAGAGGUUUCUCCAGUACAUGUUGGCGCAACGUCGAGCGGUCUGCUGAGCUUCACCCCUGGCGGUCCGGAGGGGCUGCAGCGUGCCGGGUGUGGGGUUGACCUUGUGGGCCAGUAAAGCUUGUCUUUUCUUCUCCGUCACCGGCAUCAUUUCCCCCCAGUGUGCCUCAAACCAGUCCGUGCUCCUCCUUAUUUUUCUACCGUAGGCUUUAACGGCGCAGUCGCACAUGACGUCGCGAAGGCGUGACCACCUGCAGUCAAUGUCAUCGCCCUCCUGUGCAUUCUCACCAAGAACAGCUUCCAGGCUGCUGACGAACUGCCGGGUCUCCACAGGGUCGUGGGUGCAGCUGGUAUUUAUACGAGGGUGACUCAUACCUUUUGAGUGAUGCAGUCUCCUCGGCGCCAUGCGCACCCUGCUGGCCACGAGUGCGUGAUCCGUAUCGCAGUCCGCGCUCUGAUAGCUGCGGGUUAGGAGAACGUUUCUAAUCUCCGCUCUUCUUGUGAUAACGAGGUCAAGAAUAAAAUUUAGAGCAUCUUAAAACUUAUCGCUCAUAAAUGGAGUAAAAUAUCUCAUGGUAUAAGGAUAAGUACAAAGUAAAUGAACAAUGUGAAGAAAUUUUAUCCGUGCCCAUGCCAUGUGUGUAUUCCAAUUGAUGUUUUUAAUAGAGUCUUCAGGUUUAUUUAUGACGUAUGCGCAAUUUAUGAUAUUUAAUCGUUUUUAAUAAAUAGUACAACAGUUGUUUCUUCCACAUUCAGGUCUUGAAUCACCUCUGAUCGACGUGAUCUCGCUUUGGCUUCCAUCGUAACUUGAAUGUACCUUUAAAAUGAACAUCAAAUUUUGUGUAAACUCAUGUUUUGUCUACAGGUAGACACGUGUGAGCAUUCAAUGAAAGCUUUCCCAUGUUGGUGGUUGGAACGCAAUUAAUGUUCGUAGCUCUAAUAUGAGUUAAAAUUUUCAAGUUCCAUGCUCAUAAGUCUAGACGUGAUAUGGCAAUUUCAGUUUCAUAAAAACUCUCAUAACCCCACAAAUUACUGUACCUUAUUCUUCCUAUUCUUUCAAAAUGUGAUGUUUCUUGAUCAUACAUUCUCUCACAUUUUCCUGUGUUUACAGUGAUCGCCUAGAUACCAUGUACGGCUCUGUCGAUCAAGUCUGGAGGCGACACAUCCCGCCAGACAAGCGACAUCCCGCCGGGGCAACAAGAGGGGAGACACAUAAGAUCGGUGUCCGUUUCGACAGCAACUUCAGCACCUUGGAACUUGAGGCUUUACCAAAGCAAAUUGACGAUGUUUGUUGUAGACAUGGAGCGUCUUUCAAAUUCAUCUCACGUAUGAGGUAUGGCGGUUACAGCGUCACCCGCUGGCACUUCCCAGACCUCCGCAACGUGGACUUGGACUGGAUGAUUGGCAUCCUGCGCCAAUUCAGGGAUUCUCGCCUGAGUCUGGUCUUACCGAGAAAUGGCCUCACCGCUGCGGGCGCUCGUCGGCUGUUCGAGGAGCUCCCCCAAAUCCGGGAGGUAUACCACGACCCUGGCGCGGCGCACCUGACGUCAGCUGGCAGCGGUGCACCUGAUCUCACCUUCAUCGAGUUGUCAACGAACAACAUCAUUCAAUGGAUGUAAAAUGCUGCGGCGUGGUAGUAGGUUUUUCGUGCAGUUGUUGGAUCGCAAAUUCCCGGACAAGAUAAUUUGAGACCUGACCUGCUCUUCAAGACAUUAUCACUGGGGGUCAUGCGGCGAUAUGCAGAGAAAUUUCAAAAUAAAUACUUUACAAAAUAAUUUUAAUUAUUAGGCUUAUCGAAUCUUGUUAGGUCUAUCAUGUUUUGUGCUUUUUACCCGUAUAAUAAUGACACAACAGUGGUUUACGGACGAGGAUAUGGUUGAUACAACAUCAUAUUGUCAUCGGAAAUUGUUAUUGUAGCUUCAGAAGAAUUUCAGCAGUGAUUACAUUUUAUCCUGCUUAAGUGAUACACCCUGGGGUCACAUGCCCAUUCCAAUGAGACU